Messenger RNA from Spodoptera frugiperda (fall armyworm), 4714 nucleotides. RefSeq names its product phenoloxidase-activating factor 2-like. Lineage: Eukaryota; Metazoa; Arthropoda; Insecta; Lepidoptera; Noctuidae. Gene Ontology annotation, biological process: proteolysis. The record is from RefSeq and is a predicted model, not a curated record. Gene Ontology annotation, molecular function: serine-type endopeptidase activity. Bases 196 to 1557 code for a protein of 453 amino acids. The transcript is spliced from 10 exons.
AUCAAGUGUCAGUCGGUAAAUCGUCUUCGCAAUGACAACACGUGCUCUCAAACAAGAAAAAUAGCUUUAAAACUAUAAAAUAAUCCAAAAGCUAGCAUUUAACGACGAAAUUAUAACCUAUAUUGCAAAUUUUCGACAAAAAUAGUGAUUUUUUUAAACUAGUGCUGUGAUUUUUUUGGAAAAAAGUGAGACACGAUGCGUUAUCUUCUUCUAGCAGUAUGCAUAGGCCUGGCCUGUGCCCAGUCCACCAUCGACCCUUCAGUCCUUGAGGGUAUCUUCGGGACGCCACCCACCACAAAACCUGUGGGCCCCGUAACACCGGCUUUAGAAGAUCAUCGUAGAGGUACAACGAGAGGGAAGGCGCCUCUGACUUCAACGCCAGUGGACACCUCACUUCUGAUCGAAGUAUUUGGGACACCCCCUUCCAAUACCGCAAGAGAAGGAUUCGAAUCCAUCACAGUGAAACCGACGGAAGGGACUUCAGUGUUCACGGAUAAAAAUGGCGAGGCCUGUCAGUGUGUUCCGUAUUACCUCUGUGACGCAAACCAAGUCGGUGUCGACGUGAACAACGCUUCGGUUACCGGGUGGGGCACGCUGGACAUCAGGUUUGGAGAAGAUAACGACAUAGACAGACAGUGUCAGGAGAGUGUGGAGGUCUGCUGUACCAUCCCCAAGGACACUUCGGAACAGCCCAAACCCAAGCCGAAACCCAAACCCGAGCCAAACCAGGCCAAAGGGUGCGGUUACCGCAACCCCAAUGGAGUUGGUGGAAUCACCGUUACCGGUGGUGGCGGUGCUGAAUCCCAAUUUGGCGAGUUCCCCUGGGUGGUGGCUAUCCUGGACAGGUACAACUCCUCGUAUGGAGGAGUCGGAGUGCUCAUACAUCCUCAGGUGGUGAUGACUGGUGCCCAUAUUGCUCAGAGGUACGCUCCCGGAGGCAUAAAGAUCAGAGCUGGCGAGUGGGACACACAAACUAUCAAAGAGAUAUUCCCAUAUGAAGAGCGAAAUGUACAGAACGUAGUUGUCCACGAGAACUUCAUGCCAAAGAGUUUGAAGAAUGACAUCGCACUGCUGUACCUGGACAGCCCCCUGCCGAUCUCGGAGUACAUCAACGUGAUCUGCAUGCCAGAACAGGACGAGGUCUUCGACAGCCACAAGAACUGCGUCGCCAAUGGAUGGGGCAAGAGCCACUUUGGUCUCCAAAACCGUUACGCCGUGAUCCUGAAGAAGGUGGAACUGGAUAUGGUGCCGUACAGCCGCUGCCAAUCCUUGCUGAGGAGGACCCGGCUUGGACACAACUUCAAGCUGCAUAACAGCUUCGUGUGUGCUGGCGGAGAGGCCGGCAAGGAUACCUGUCAGGGCGACGGAGGCGCUCCUCUAGGCUGUCCUGUUGGGAACAAUAGGUAUAAGCUCACGGGCCUAGUGGCCUGGGGAAUUGGGUGUGGACAACAGGACGUCCCAGCAGUGUACACCAACGUCCCACUCUUCGCCCACUGGGUGGACGACAAAAUGGCCCAAUGGGGACUCGAAGCGACGUCCUACCGAUACUCGGAAUAAAUUUAGAUCAUUCUAGUAUUAUUAUUAGUUUUUAAAUCAUCAUUUUUCGUUUGAAAGGUGGAUUUUGUAAACAAAAAUGUGUUUUCAAAAAAGUACUAUCGGCUGAAUUGGCGGUGACUAGCUUUAGUCAAAUCGACGAGAAAAGUUGAUAGUACACAAAGCCACAGUAAUAAGUAUACACCCAACAUAACUAUAACUAUGCAAUACCUUUACAUGUGUGGGUAAUUUUAUAGUAAUGUGCAUAAAAACAAACUAAUAGUCAAACGCCUAUUACGCACACAGUUUCAUCACGCAUACACUUAUACUAAAUAUCAUUUUCGUGAGGGUAUACGCAUUAAUACAAUAAUGAAAUAUAAAUAAAAACAAGGGUAAACAUAAAAACAAUACGUAACAAACAUUGAAUAAAUCAAAUAAGGAACGAUCGAGUUACAAAUAUUAUACCCAUAUAAAUAUAAUAUCUUCUCAUCGUUUUUUAUGUUAUUCAAUGAGAUACGAUAUUUGGAUUGUCACUUUAAUUACACGUAUGGCGCAAUGGAUAUCACUUGCGGAUAAAGUGACGAGGCGCCGGUUCGAUCCCAGCAUCACGUUCUUUUUGUAACAUUUUUUAAACAUUAUUGAAUGCAAAUUUUCUAACGUUUCAAUAUCUAAAUAAAACUUUACAAUGUUUGAGGCAACCACAGAACUCUCAGGUUAUUUUAUUUGGCCCGUUUAUGAAGUAACUACCGACAAUCCGCAAUAUUUUUCUCAAACACCCCACAUUAUAAAAAGUUUGUAUUCUUAGUUGUCAGUCUACGAGUAUUUAUUAAUAAUUAUCCACAACUCAUAGUCGUGUUUAAUUUAAUUUAUAUCUAUCCAUACAAAGUUAAAGUAUAAACAUAUAAACAUAACAUAGUCGUUGUUUUGCGGAAGAAGAACACAUAAAUUAUUUGAUAUUGUAAAGCGAUUAAGAAUAUUGGUGAGUAACAGUUAGACAUUAUUUUGAUAUUCUUUACCUAUACAAAUUACUACUUAUUUCAAUUUUAUUCUUUGUUCUUCACUUUUUAUGAUUAUAUAUUAUUUGCCUUUUAUGUUUAUAAAUAAAUUAAUUUAACUCAAGUUAUUUAUAAGUCUAUAUAACAACCUAAGUAUCUAAAUAUAUAAGGUUAUUUUUAUCAUAUAGACCAAAUUAUUAUUAUUAUAAUUGACUCUUUUAUUUUGUAUCCACAGAGGAAAAACAAGAAAUGUAGUUAUGGGUCGGCUGAUAUGGAUAUUCUGGAAACAUGGGAUAUAGAAUCACGCUAACGACGCAAAUUAAGUAAAUCCAGAGAUGAAUUCUUCGUUUAGCCACCACGGCAUUGUGCCCGAACCCAAGGUUGAUUCGGAUUACUUCCAAUGCUUUCUUCUCCACACGCGUAACAACGCGCGCCUAUGCUGCAAUCUGUGAUAUCACCUUCAUUCUGCCGUUUUACGUUGCAGCAAGUCAGCGCUGAACACAACAAUUACAAAUCUAUAAUAAUAGCUCAUCGAUAAAACAAAACCAAUUACAAUCUGCUAGGUUGAUCUUAAUUUUGAAAAUAAUGUUGUAAUUUUAUACUAAAUAAACAUUUGAUCAUUUGGAUAAAGGUAAAAUAUAAUGGUGUAAAAAUGUGUGCGGCAUAGGUGUGAUUAUAGUGAACGAAUUACUUUAACUAGUGGAAUCAUAAGUGUAUUGCAGUUGAAUUUAUUUUACUUAGUAAUUGUAAACCUUAUUUAUACAGACAUAACAUUCAUAAUUGUUUAGCAAUGUGAACAAAAACAAAUUUUAAUAAUAACUGAAUACACACGUUAUCGCAAUUUGAUUUUUUGUCCAUUGCUAGGAAUAUCGAAAGUCUAAAGGAGACGGUGAAGUGAUGUUAUUGUUAAGAUGUUGGAAAUUGUCAUAAUUUCUUUCCAUUUAACAUGUUGAUUCAUUUCACCACUCGUAUUAGCCUAAUUAAAUUUAAAUAGCUAUAGAUUGUGAAUGUUAAACGUGUCUGUAUUAAAUAAUUGCACCACGAUAUUUUUUCAUCCAAUUUUUUCAUGUUUUUUUACUUAUUGGACAUAAUAACACAUAAAUAAUAAAUUAUUUACAAUAAAAAAUAAUGUUAUUUUAUUCAGAAUCUGUUUCAUUGAUACCUUGAUUUUAUUAUACAGAAAACAAAAACAAAGCAUAACAAAACAAAGAAAAACAACAUAGUAAAUAAAUAAAAUAAAUACUUUUGGUUAGAUUCGAACCCACAUUGUCGUAAACGAUGUUUGAAACCGGUUCAUUAACCACUCGUCCACGAGCACUACGUCUAUUCAAUUGAAAAUGUUGAUUGAUAUCAUCGAUUGUCAAUAUUAUUAACCUUACCCAUAUAUUAAAUUAUAAAAAUACGUAUACCGACACAAAAAUUAUAGUAUUUACCAAUGUGUGCGUAAUAGGCGUUUGGCUAUUACGUUUGUUUUUAUGCACAUUACUAUAAAAUUACCCACACAUGUAAAGGUAUUGCAUAGUUAUAGUUAUGUUGGGUGUAUACUUAUUACUGUGGCUUUGUGUACAUAUUAAAAUGUAAACGUUUUCUCGAUUUAUCAAGCUUCAUUUCAUCUUUCAUCCCCUUUUUGUAGCAUCCAGCAUUAUAUUCAUCGUCAAAAUCUUUGUAUUUCCACCCCCAGUACAACAGGCCAGUAUGGAACUCUCAACAAUUACGUGUGUUAUGUCUAUAAAUUUAUUCGUUAUCAUCUUUCAUACAGUUUGUAUGUCAUUCAUUUUCGUCAAAUUAUAAGUAGUAAGUAAUAGUUUUAAUGAAGAAUAAUGCGACGUCCUGCGUGAGCGAUCUAGAUGCGACGGCGAUGCGGUGCGGCGCGAUCAAUUGACUUGAUAUUUUCGCGGUAAUGGUAACCCAUUACUAGGUUUGUUUCAUGAGUGCCUUUGGUUUAUAUACAUCUCCUAACCAUUUAUACAUUCUUUCCUUUUAAGACUUUAUAAUAUAAGUUAUACUAUAAAGUAAAACCAAUUGCAAUAAUUAUACACUAGACAAAAUGUUACCUUAAUUAUACAUAUAAGUAUGUAUUAACUGAUAUUAAAAUAAAUGCUCAAAUACAUUUAAUUUAAGUCAUUAGUAUUUUCUAUAAAAAAAAAUAACGUUAGAACAAGAAUAAAAACGAAUUUCAUUAUAUA